Messenger RNA from Argiope bruennichi, 2782 nucleotides. RefSeq names its product clavesin-2-like. Lineage: Eukaryota; Metazoa; Arthropoda; Arachnida; Araneae; Araneidae. Gene Ontology annotation, molecular function: phosphatidylinositol bisphosphate binding. The record is from RefSeq and is a predicted model, not a curated record. The transcript is spliced from 6 exons. Bases 211 to 1053 code for a protein of 280 amino acids. Gene Ontology annotation, cellular component: membrane.
CCGAAUAGCUUAGGUUAUGUUUUAAAAGCACUUUGGAUUAAGAUCUUCUUGGCUUAUACGAAUCGCUUGCUAAGCUCGAUUCGAAGUAUCAUCUCGUCAUUUACCAAAUGAUACCACGAGUUUGAGAACAAUAACAAACUUCGCCCGUUGUAUUUGAGUUUCGCUUCUUGUAUUUGUUUUAGAUAAAACGUGAUAUAAAUCUAUAGCAAAAUGAUUAUCCCAAAGGACGGACAUUAUCCCUUCUUGGCUGAUGCCAUACCUGAGGAAUUCAAGAAGAAAGCGGAAGCAGAACUUUUCGAAAACGACGCAAGCAGAAGAUCAGGCCUUCAACAACUCAGAGAAUGCGUUCUUAAUGAAAAAGAUCUUGAUUGCCGUACUACAGACGAUUUCCUGCUGAAAUUUCUUAGAGCGAGAAAAUUUAACAUUCCAAAAGCAUUAAGUUUGUUAAAGAAACACAUGGCUUUCAAGAGCAAAAACAAAGAUAUUUUCACUGGCUUUGAUUAUGAUGUCAUGUCGGCUGUCAUCAAAGAGAAAGUAUUUGGCUUCCUCCCACACAGAUGCACAGAUGGCUGUGCGGUUUUAGUCGUUCAUUUGGAUAACUGGAAUCCAAGCAAAUUCAGUAUAAAAGACAUCAGCAGAUCUAUCGUCCUAUUCUUCUACCACUCAAUCCGAGAUCCUCUGACGCAAAUCAAUGGAUAUAAAGUCAUUUUGGAUGUCAGCAGCAGGGGAUUGAAACAUUUACGAUUCUGCACGCCGUCCAACCUUUAUUUAUUGUACAACGGAACUCAAGAAUGCUUUCCUGGUCGAUUCAAAGGAAUCCAUAUCAUGAACAUGUCAAGAGCUUUCCAAUUGGCCUACACAGUGGUUUAUCCCUUCCUAUCAGAAAAAUUGAAGAAAAGAAUCAUAUUCCACGAUAACUACGAUUCCCUUCAGGAAUACUUCCCUAAAAGCCUGAUACCUGUUCAUUUCAACGGUGAGCUCAAAGAAUAUGAUACCAUGCCAUGGCUACGAAAUGCUCUUAAGAGCGAAAACCUUGAGCGGCUUGCUCAUUGAUUCGAGCAUUAUUCAUCAUUCAUCAUGUGAUUUUCAUUUUGUGAUAGUUAUGAGCUGUUAUUUUGUGACUCAUAACACUAUGGCGGGACCAUAACAUAGUUUACAAGAAAUUGACGAACAGUUUCUUUAUGCCAAUUUGCUGAAUUCCUAUUGCAAUUUGUGUUAUUUUUAGUAUAAUCGGAAAAUGUAACUUAACUAAUCUUUGCUUGUCUCUUCCUACAAAGAAAGUGGCAUUGAAGUGAACUGAAAUGAUGUAACAUAAAAAAAUUAUUUUUCGUAAAAUCUUAAAUUAGAAUUUCGAUUUUUCAGUUAUCAAUUUUUAAAAUAUUGUAAGGAACUGAUAAACCAGAGAAAAGAAAAGAUAAUAUAUUAUAUAUUACAAUUGAUCAGACGUUUUUUCCCCAAAAACUUUAUAGUAAUUUUUCAUUAAUUUAAAAUACCUGAAUUAUUUGAAUACGAAUUGUGUUAGAUUUUUUUUGCUUCAAGGAUUGAUUAAUUUUGUAUUUUCCCAUUGUAAGAUUUUGAAUCUUUUUUUUAUUAAUUAGCAUGCAUAUCACUUAUAUUGAUUUUAUAUCCGUAUUUUAAUGCCAACAAAUACGUUAUGAAAUGAAUAAAUUAUUCAAUUUAAAACUGCAAGGCAUCAAAAAUGUUCAAAAAAAUUUGGUAGGAAACAACAAAGAAUUUUGUAUUGAAAAAUAUAUUUAAUAUUUAAAAUAUUUUAUUUUAUUUUUUCGUACCAAUUCAGUUUUCCUUAAUUUUACUAUCGCAAAAUUAUUAUUAAACACAUUAAACAUAUUAUUUUGAAUUGAAAAAUAUAUUUAAUAUUUAAAAUAUUUUCUUUUAUUUUUUCGUACCAAUUCAGUUAUCCUUAAUUUUAUUAUCGCAAAAUUAUUAUUAAACACAUUAAACAUAUUAUUUGGCAUUGAAAAAUAUAUUUAAUACUUAAAAUAUUUUCUUUUAUUUUUUGGUACCAAUUGAGCUAUUCUUAGCUUUAUUAUCACACAAAUAUUGUUAAAUACAUUAAACAGAUUAUUUUGCAUUGAAAAAUAUAUUUAAUAUUUAAAGUAUUGUUUUAUUUUUUCCCUAACAAUUGAGCUAUUCUUGGGUUUAUUAUCGCAAGAAUAUUUUUCAACAUGUGGAUUAUGGAUUAGAAGUAUUAACAAAUAAUGAAUUUGUUAUUAGUGGAACUUUUAGGUCGUAAUUUUCAUGUGCUUAAAAAGAUUUUUUUUUUUUAAAUUUUGAAAAUUUUUCAAAUGCGUUGUAAAUAUUCAUUUACUUGUAAAUAAAGUGUUUUGUAAAUAAUAUCAUUUUAACUCUUAUAUUUCGUAAAUUAUAAAUUUUUUUUCAAUUAAAUUUGGUAAAAGUUAGCUUUAGACUUCCACCUGUGUAGAAUAACUAUUGACCAUUUUUUGUCAAUACACUGUGAUUUUACAUUUUUUGUUUGGAAAUUAAAGGAAUAGGUUAACACUUCCUUUAAAAAUGCUACCUAAGCAUUAUUGUUCAGUAUUAAGACAUUUUUAAAUCAUAAUUUCAUAAUACUGAGGGUAUGAUAGGAAAUAUCUUUCUUUAAUACCAAAGAUUCCUAUUUUGUCUUGAACGUGUCUUUAUUGUUUUUGGAAUGGAAAGUUUAUGCUAAUGGAAUUGUAUAAUUUUGUAUUUCUGUUAACGUUUCAUGAAUUUAUUCUUUUUUUCUGUCUUUUUUUAUUAACUUAUUUGGAUAUGCCUUAUA